This is a messenger RNA of Aspergillus saccharolyticus JOP 1030-1, 1026 nucleotides long. RefSeq names its product SGNH/GDSL hydrolase family protein. The record is from RefSeq and is a predicted model, not a curated record. Lineage: Eukaryota; Fungi; Ascomycota; Eurotiomycetes; Eurotiales; Aspergillaceae. Bases 1 to 1026 code for a protein of 341 amino acids. Gene Ontology annotation, molecular function: hydrolase activity, acting on ester bonds. The transcript is spliced from 4 exons.
AUGCCCGCACUUUGGCAGUAUCUGGCCAUCGCAGGCAUCCGUACGGUAUCAGCAUUCCCACCCGGAUCCCCGCAGAAGAAGGGGUUCGACUGGGACUCAACGAGAUACCUGAUAGCCUUUGGUGACUCCUACACCUACGUGCAGGGCACUCACGGACAUCAGAACUAUAGCUUCAUUGGGGAUCUACAGAACUUUGAAUACGACGCUGAGACUCUUCUUGCUGACAAGAUUGUUCAAAAUCAGACAGCAACGGCCGAAGGGGGGCCCAACUGGGUCGAAUACCUGACAGGCUGCGGAUUGAAAGAAGGACUCACCUCACCCUUUGACUGCGAGAGGCAGCUCUGGGACUUUGCAUUCGCGGGUUCUGACAUCUCCGUUGCCUACACUCCCCUCCACCACAACUACACCGUCUCCCUCGUCAACCAGGUCACCCAGUUUACCACUUACGGCCAGCCCGUCCUCUCCCAGCACAUCUCCGCGCCGCAGACCCUGGUUGCCAUUUGGAUCGGCAUCAACGACAUCGGCGACAGCGCCAAGUACGCCGUCGACUUCCCUGCGUUCUACGACACGCUCCUCACGACCCUCUUCGCCUCCGUGCAGGAGAUCUACGGUCAGGGCUACCGCUCCUACCUCUUCGUCAACCUCCCGCCCCUCGACCGCACUCCAGGCAACCAGGCUACGAGCCAACCCUACCCCAACGCCACGCAGAUCGCCUGGUACAAUGACGCGCUGGCCCAGCACGCCGCCGCCUUCCACCGUAACCACACGGACACGAACGUGCACCUGUUCGAUGCGCAUAGCGUCCUAAGUGAGAUCAUGGACCACCCGGCGAAGUACGGAAUCGUCAACACGACUAACUUCUGCGCGGGAUACGACCAGCCCGACAUCGCGUGGAACUACCGGUCGUACAGCUGUCCGACGCCGUUGGAGGAGUACUUCUGGUUCAACUCCGGGCAUUUGACAAGCCAUGUACACAAGAUCCUGGCAGGGGUGCUGAAGGGGGAAUUGAAGAAGUGGUCGACAUGA